ACUGAAAUGUAAUCGGUGGUGAUACGUUUGUGCCACAUGAAACAUUCUCUGCCUCCAAAGGCGCCAGAGGCUGUGGGAAGCAGCACCUCAGCGACAGCUCCUGGCUGCUGGACUCUGCAGGGAGGGAAGGAAGAUUGGUCGCAAUGUCCCAGCAGAAGUGCAUCGUGAUCUUUGCCCUGGUGUGCUGCUUUGCCGUUCUAGUUGCACUGAUCUUUUCAGCUGUGGACAUCAUGGGAGAGGAUGAGGAUGGACUCUCAGAAAAAAAUUGCCAAAAUAAAUGUCGAAUUGCCCUGGUGGAAAAUAUUCCUGAAGGCCUUAACUAUUCAGAAAAUGCACCAUUUCACUUAUCACUUUUCCAAGGCUGGAUGAAUUUACUCAACAUGGCCAAAAAGUCUGUUGACAUAGUGUCUUCCCAUUGGGAUCUCAACCACACUCAUCCAUCAGCCUGUCAGGGUCAACGUCUUUUUGAAAAGUUGCUCCAACUGACCUCACAAAAUAUUGAAAUCAAGCUAGUGAGUGAUGUAACAGCUGAUUCAAAGGUAUUAGAAGCCUUGAAAUUAAAGGGAGCUGAGGUGACGUACAUGAACAUGACCGCCUACAACAAAGGCCGGCUGCAGUCCUCCUUCUGGAUCGUGGACAAACAACAUGUAUAUAUCGGCAGUGCGGGUUUGGACUGGCAAUCCCUGGGACAGAUGAAAGAACUCGGUGUCAUCUUCUACAACUGCAGCUGCCUGGUCCUCGAUUUACAAAGGAUAUUUGCUCUAUAUAGUUCAUUAAAAUUCAAAAGCAGAGUGCCUCAAACCUGGUCCAAAAGACUCUAUGGAGUCUACGACAAUGAAAAGAAACUGCAACUUCAGUUGAAUGAAACCAAAUCUCAAGCGUUUGUGUCGAAUUCUCCAAAACUCUUUUGCCCUAAAAACAGAAGUUUUGACAUAGAUGCCAUCUACAGUGUGAUAGAUGACGCCAAGCAGUAUGUGUACAUUGCUGUCAUGGACUACCUGCCUAUCUCCAGCACAAGCACCAAAAGGACUUACUGGCCGGACUUGGAUGGAAAAAUAAGAGAAGCAUUAGUUUUACGAAGCGUUAGAGUUCGACUCCUUAUAAGCUUCUGGAAGGAAACGGAUCCCCUUACGUUUAACUUUAUUUCAUCUCUUAAAGCGAUUUGCACUGAGAUAGCCAACUGCAGUUUGAAAGUUAAAUUUUUUGAUCUGGAAAGAGAAAACGCUUGUGCCACAAAAGAACAAAAGAACCACACCUUUCCUCGGUUAAAUCGCAACAAGUACAUGGUGACAGAUGGAGCAGCUUAUAUUGGAAAUUUUGAUUGGGUAGGGAAUGAUUUCACCCAGAAUGCUGGCACGGGCCUUGUUAUCAACCAGGCAGAUGUGAGGAACAACAGAAGCAUCAUUAAGCAACUUAAAGGCGUGUUCGAAAGGGACUGGUAUUCACCGUAUGCCAAAACCUUACAGCCAACCAAGCAGCCGAACUGCUCCAGCCUGUUCAAACUCAAACCCCCCUCCAACAAAACUACCACAGACGAUGCAGGUAGGAAGGAGGCCUGGAGCGUAUAACGGGAAGGAACAGACUGAUACAGCAGCUCGGCAUUUCUUAUUUAUACAUAAAGGACUGGAAGAGAGAAAACACUUUAAUAUGUCUUUUUUUUUAGGGAAAAAGCACACUUAUAAAAAUAUUCUCUGAAUGACACAUAAUACCUAUCUAACAAUAUCUUAGCGUCGUGUACACUAAAAUUAAGACUUUUGUAUUUAUUACCUCUGACAGAGAAUGUCAUUCUGGCGUAGAAGUUAGUUUUUACGUUUGCAUACAAAUUUUAAGACUUCGAUUCCUGUUCCUUUCUAGUUUUAGAACUUUUUCUGCUGAUCCACCUGGUCAGUUGCUAGGAAGCUUAGCAUGAGGUGAGCUCUUUAACACCAUUCUGAGAACUGCUGAUUUAGAGAGGAAGAUGAGGAUUUUGCCUUGGAGAAGAGAUUGAUAAAACCAAGUGUUUAUCCUUGCAAAUCAUCUCCAAGACCUAUACAGUCAGCGAAACAUGAACAGCUUACAUCUCAUGCCAGCCUUCAACACCCUUGAAAAAGAUCCUUUUGGGUCUUACUUAUUUUCCUCUUACACCAUAGGUUUUAUUUGGUAUCAUUUUCUCUUCUCACAAAAUGUUCCUAUUAUACAGCAUUUUCUGUAUUCACUUCAACAUUACCUCUAACUCUGAUAAUAUCUUUUGAAAACAUAUGAAUUUCUCAGAAUGGCUGCAAAGUGGAGAUAGCAGUCUUUCAUUUUCACCUUUCAAUAGCAUCUCUUUUUCCCUACCGAAUUGGUAUUUUAAAAGAACCACAGUCAGCAAUAUGUAUCCUUUCUCCUGAGCUCAGAAAAAUUAUGUAGCCACCUGCUAAUAUCCAGCAAGCUAUCAAGUCUGCAUUUUGAGAAUAAAGUAGUUUUUCACAUUCUUGUUUAGUUUAUGGUAUUAUAAAGGAAUGAUCUCUAUGCGCCAGUGGAUUUUAAUUUCCUUAGAAUCAUUAUGCUGUUAAGAGUAUGCCAGCAAACAUUUAUAGAGCUAUUUAAUAUACCUGCUAUUUAAUAUACCAAAUGCUUUUCAGAGAAAUGCAAUUUAAAUAACCGUGCUUAACAUAUUUUACUAAGAAACAGAAAUAUUGAAUUAUUGUUCUAUAA
Molecule: messenger RNA, 2676 nt
Organism: Saimiri boliviensis boliviensis (Bolivian squirrel monkey)
Lineage: Eukaryota; Metazoa; Chordata; Mammalia; Primates; Cebidae
Gene: PLD5
Product: phospholipase D family member 5
Molecular function (GO): catalytic activity
Source: RefSeq, a predicted model, not a curated record